GUAAAAACCGCGCCCACGGAACAAACUGCGGCCGGCUUUUCCCCCCAGCCGUUUUAUAGUUUUACGGUUUUCCUCAAUCAUCGUCGUGACAAGAAAGCGACACGCUUUUCCUGCUUUCCACCGGACCGUAGUGAGCGAAGCCAUCGCUAACCUCGCAGACCGGGAACCGCUCCUCCAUGUGACGACUGUGAUGUGACCAGACCUACUGAGUGGCGUCAUUCAACUCGCCACAGCUGUGCUUGAAUUGGCAUUCGUUUCGAUGAUCCGUACGUGACAUCAGGGGAAGGAGCGCCUGCGGCGUUAUCGCACCGUGCGCGCUGUGUGACGACAGCGGAGCUCGUUUGUUUGAAGCCAUGGCGGUGAGAAAACGUGGCGAUACCAGGAAGACCGCGGCCGAAGCCGCUUCGUCCGACGGUACGCAGCGGGCCGCUCCUGCGCCAGCGCCCGUGUUUUCGGCUAGGAGAAUCUUCGUGCGCGUCGGCGUGUCCGUCGCAUUGCUGGCCGCCCUCUACGUGCCGGCGUGGUGGAAGUCCGAGAGCGUCAGGACGUUCGCCUCCCGCGACGAAGUCCUCGCGAUCAAGUCGGAGACGGUGCAGUGCUCCAGGGACUACGUGAACGACCGUCGCCUCUUCAAGGAUUGUGCUCCCCAGAAGUGCGGAAGAGUGGUUUCGGACAGUGUGGUAACCAGUGAUGAGACGGACGCACUGUUGAGCCUGGCGAAGCGGGGCUUAGCGCUGAGUCACUCAGAUGGUGGGGCUUCCAUUCUCGAUCUGCAUUCUGGAUCAAUCUCCCUGGGGAAAAAGUUCGUCAAUGUCUACAAACUGCUUGAACAGAAAGGCACCACGCUAUUCAGCGAGAAUGACCUGAAAGUCUACAAGCAGGUCAAAGACAAGAUUCGAAGCCUGAUUGGCUUUCAGUUCGGCAUCAGGCCCGACACCCUGCACCUGACACACCCGACAUUCUUCUCAGAAAUGACGGUGCGGCCUGCUGUCACCGUCCAUGACGAGUACUGGCACGUACAUGUCGACAAGGAGCAGUACGGCUCGUUCCACUAUACUUCGCUGCUCUAUCUGACUGACUACAAUGCCGAUUUCGGUGGAGGCCGCCUGGUUUUUGUGGACGGCACCCGGGGGAAUGCUACAGUGGAACCAAAGAAAGGUCGCGUCCUGGCAUUCACAUCCGGCUCGGAGAACCCGCAUUUCGUCGAGAAAGUGGACAAGGGCAUCCGGUACGCGCUGACUGUGUCUUUCUCCUGCGAUCCUUCAAAGGCCAUCCGUGACCCCGGCAGGCCUCGACCGGCCGUCUGAGCUGCAACUUGUCACGAAUAGCGAUGUGGUCUACGAAGACUGAGGUGCUGGAAGGCUGUUAAUGAAUGCGACGUACAAGUUGUUCUAUGCAAUCUUGCACUUCUAUGCACGUAUAACAAAAAUGGAAGUGGUACGAGUUUCGUGUUCACGAAAUGCCGAGUUCAACGACUAAGGCACUUUCGACGUGCACAGGGGCAGUAACGUUGUCAGUAAGGAUUUGAAAAUCUUUCAAUAAUUGCCCUAUAAACAAAUUUAUGCCCAUGUUUGCUUUAGUUAUACUAAUUGUGAAAGCAGAAAUGAAACAAGUGCUAAAAGCGCAAAGUCAGUUUUCCUGUCUUCAAAGCUGUUUUUCGUGCGCGAGAUUAGACGACGAUGUCCUCCAUAGCGAUUUCAUGCCGUGUUACAGGUGUGAUAUGCGAGUUCUUGAUGCGUGCAUGAAUUAACAGAAGUGGAAGCUUUUAUUUUUAAAAAAGAAAAAGAAGCUUUCACGACCAGUGACCAUAGAUUCUUGUGCAUAAAACGCGACAAUGACAUUACCUCGAGUGAUAAAGGGUGUCAUAAUGAGAAGGUAUUUCGUAUGUAAUGAGACUUCACAUUAUCCAUGUUGAUUAAAAAGUACACUGGUAUACCAAGAACCCGCUUGGUGGCAAGAGACAAUAGAUUCGCACAUAAUUAUGAAAAACGCCACCUUUUGGGCAAUAAGAUACAGAUGCACGUAAUCGUGAAAAAGAUUUGCACAUAGUCGUGCAAAUUUUUUUCACGAUGCGCACAAUCUGCACAUAAUCAUGAAAACAUCACACUUUCGAAUCUAUCCCGCAUAAGAUGCAAUACAGCAUCAUCAUUCAUAAUGAGUAAUAUCGUUACUGAAAUCACUGCCAUCCACAUUUUUGCUGAUCUUUGGUAGACCAAGGAACGCUAAAAGGAAAACUUGACUAGCUUAGGUGUACAUUCCUUAAAAUCUGCCUUUAUACAUAUGGCAGACAGAAGGAUGAGAGCCCAAAUUUACCACUAUUUUAUUUUGUGCCGAAGCGUCGGUACCAGCACAUCAGUGGAGUGUAACCUAUUUCAGAGCAUCAUCUUGUAUUGCCUUUGACGCAGGAAAUUUUUGCCCCGGUAAUCUACGACUUCUUUUAUGAUGUAAUGUAGUCUUUCUUUACUAGAUUAACUUGUGAAUGAACGCUAGAAGACGAUCUCAAGAUCCACAGCAUCCCCACAGGUUGGUGUGCGGCGACUUCAGGGGAGCAGCUCUGGUCAUUUUUCGGUAUUGCAAUUGCCUAGCGAGGUAAAAGUUCCUCUGCGGUAACAACGGCUUUGCUACUGCAGUAGCAUAAUUUCUUGAAUGCAGCUUAACAUUCCUUUUUUUACAGCAAAGCUGUUAGGCAAGUUCCACAGCCACUGCUUGUUAUAAAACGUUAAAAGAAGUUAUAUACUUCCCAAUUUCUACCUUGAAAGAUGAUUAUCAGUCAGUGUAAAAUAAAGGUUGCCUGGUGUAUACCUUAUCUGAAUAGAAAACAAUUUAUUCGCUCCUUUUGUUUAGCCAGUAAUGAGUGAUUUUUGUUUCUUGCAUCUCAUUUCACCGACUUCACAAUGGAGGGCUACAAGUUUGUCUAGCUGCACCGUAUGCACACUGUGUAAAAGUUGUUGCUAAGAGCAGCCAGUGAACAGACCACUACAAUGCUUCCAAAGGGUCUGAACAUUCUCCAAUAGCUUCACCGAUUUUGAAGUAUAUCAGUUGCUCAGAUUGGCAUACAUAAACCUGCGACGUCUUUCUUUUUUUGCUGUCCCUUUAACAAUUACGGUUUUGCAUUAUUGUUUUUGAUAAACAUUCUGCCACGUUUUACGCCUGUUCAGUAUUUACUGCGCUUUUGAGCGACUCCCGUACGGGUCUUGACAAAACAGCUCUCACCUCUCCUACCUAUGCAUUUUGCCUGCCCGGUUGUUGUGUUAAGCGCUAAGGAACAAAUUGUUUUUUCAAAGUAUUUUUUUCGACCAAUGUAAUGAAGUGCACCUCUGGUUGUUUGAAUGUACAUACAUUUCAUUGUUAAUAAAACACGUUGUUCUACUUGG
Rhipicephalus sanguineus (brown dog tick) is the source of this 3374-nucleotide messenger RNA. RefSeq names its product 2-oxoglutarate and iron-dependent oxygenase domain-containing protein 3. The record is from RefSeq and is a predicted model, not a curated record. NCBI's taxonomy places the organism in Eukaryota, Metazoa, Arthropoda, Arachnida, Ixodida, Ixodidae. The transcript has 7 exons. Gene Ontology annotation, molecular function: L-ascorbic acid binding; iron ion binding; oxidoreductase activity, acting on paired donors, with incorporation or reduction of molecular oxygen. Gene Ontology annotation, cellular component: membrane. The coding region runs from base 354 to 1307 and encodes 317 amino acids.